AUGCUCCAAAAGGCAGCAUAUGACGAGUCGCCAUACACUCUCCUCAUUCUCGACUCUGAAGUCAGGGACACCCACCAUGUUUCCUCCUCCUCAUCCUCCCCCUCCUGCUCCUCCUCCUACGAUAACUGUGCUGUCUCCUCCGCCAACUGUGCGAAGCUGCUGCGCCGCAUCAAGGAGCAGAAUCUGCUCCAUCAGGACAACACCGGAUGCCGAAUUUCAGAAGGAAACUGCAGUAGUAGCGGUGCUGUGCAAGAGAUGGAGGAUUUCACUGGGCGCUCCGAGUCCCCUGUGCCUGCUUGGCUGUUCUCUGGGGAGCAGGAAAGGGCAGCAGCAAUAGAAGAAGAGCCUGAUGCCAGUGUGCUCUCUUCAGGAACAGGUGGAAAUGCCCCAGCAAAAAGACUGGGUGAGAGUUCUGGUCCGGAUGAGCUGCAGUCAGCUCAAAGGGUGGAUUCACAAACAGCCACAGCUGACAGUGGAGGAGUGAUGCAGCUGCAGAGAUGCGGCCGGGCACAGGCUUCCUGCUCUGCUGCUGACGGGUGUCGACCCAAGUCUUGCGAAGAGGACUUGGCGCUGCCUGUGGUGUUGCUGACACCAGGAGGUCCUGACGACAAGCUCUUGUGUAAGGAACUCGGGGUGCAACUCUAUCUACCCAAGCCUGUGAAGAGGAAAGUGCUUCUGCGAAGAGUCAAGCAGGCCUUGAAGCUCCCCCUGCAGGACGGGCUCUAUGCCUCAAAUUCAAGUGCUUCAGAGGAGGCAUCGGCAUCAGCAGCGGCUGAGAGGAGUCUCAAGGUCCUGGUUGCAGAAGACAACAUUGUCAACCAGCGGGUAGCCAUGACCCUGCUGCGCAAGUGGGGGCAUGAGGCGGUUCUGGCCAGUGAUGGUGAAGAAGCCCUGGAGAAGGUUCAGACAGGAGUGUUUGAUGUGAUACUAAUGGAUGUGA
Molecule: messenger RNA, 940 nt
Organism: Closterium sp. Naga37s-1
Lineage: Eukaryota; Viridiplantae; Streptophyta; Zygnematophyceae; Desmidiales; Closteriaceae
Source: the annotation of a GenBank genome assembly